CUACUCGAGACAAAGUAGAGAGGCUUAACCCAAAAGCGUAAUAGUAACCCUAGUUUAGUUUCUCUUCCUCACGAAUUUGGCUCUCUGAUCUUCGUUGUCGAUCGGAUUUCAGAAUGGUAAGUCUCUCCCCAAGUUUACUUCCGAGUUUCAUCUUAUUCAUGAUUCUGUAAGCUUAGAUUAUCUUACGCGGAUUCGUUUUUUGUGAUGGAUACUGCAGGCGGAUUCUCCUUCUCAAAGGUGAGGCCUCUCUGCUUUCGAUCUCUCUGUUUGCUUUACUUCUGGAUAAUCAACAUGCAAUCAAUCAAUUCGUCUCCUCUCUUCCUCUUAAAUGGUUUUGUUUCUUGGCCGCGCUCUACUGGCGGAGCUCUUCAGCUCGCUGUCCGCUCUCAUUUUAAUCGUUCCAUUAAUGUUGUGUAUACCAGGCUCCACUUUUACAAUUGUUGCUAGUGGUUUUGGUCUAUGGCUGUUUUGGGAGAUACUUCUCCAUUGCUCACUUGUGAAUUGCGACUUGGAGAUAAAUUUUGUGUAUCUUCAUUAUUUUGUGUUGAGAGAGGUUGAAAACCUGAUCUUGUAUCGUUAUACUUGAGUUGGUGUUUAGGAUUUGUUUACACUUCUUAGUCAUUACAUGGUGAUGAUUGUACAAGGAACCACCAUAUAUGAGCGCCUUGUGUAUGUGAUGUGCAGUCCAUCUAGCUCUGUGCUGUGCCAGUUCUUUUGAUGCCCUUAGCAUUUUGCUGUGGCAGGAACUCACGGUCUCCAUCUCCUUGGAGAGGCCAGUCAAGGUCUAGAUCCCGGUCUAGGGCCAGGUCCAGGUCCAGGUCUAGAUCAUUGGACAGGCCGAAACAUAGAUCGCGCUCUCGCAGUCGUGGCAGGUACUCUUGAUGGACUUCAUUAUUUCAUUAUUAUCAUUGCAGUUCAUGUCCGCGCUAGGUGCGUUGGUACUUAUCCUUUCUCCUUUGCUCUUGAUGGCUGAUUUCCUCUGCUUUACUGCAUCCAGGAGUCGGGGCAGGGUUGAGGCUGUUAAUCCAGGAAACACUCUCUAUGUGACUGGCCUCUCUACAAGGGUCACUGAUAGGGAACUCGAAGAUCAUUUUGCAAAGGAGGGAAAGGUUGCCUCAUGUUUCCUUGUUGUGGAGCCCCGUACGCGCAUUUCUCGUGGGUUUGCUUUUGUCACGAUGGACUCUGUUGAGGAUGCGAACCGUUGUGUUAAGUAUCUGAACCAGUCUGUUCUGGAAGGACGAUAUAUAACUGUGGAGAAGUCUCGGAGGAAACGACCAAGGACUCCAACUCCAGGACAUUAUCUUGGUCUCAAGAACACAAGGGAUGAGGGACCUCGUGAUCGUGAUCGUGGUAGGUACCGAGGCGGUGGUGGAGGGGGUGGCUAUGGUUAUGAUGAUUACCGUAGGUCCCCGAGGCACGAUGACAACCGUAGGUCUCCAAGGCGGUCCCCAUAUGGAGGUGGCGGUCGUGACUAUUCUCCUCCUAGGCACUCUCCUUAUGGCGGUGGGAGAUCAAGGAGGUACCGGUCGAGGUCACCUUAAACUCCCUCUCGCUCUCAUAUUCUCUUUAAGUUUUCAGAGAGGAUAACCAUGGAUGUAGCCAUCCAGUCCAGACCUGCGAGUUAGUGCCGAUAGGGGGAGAGGUGUCUGUACUUGUUUGUACCGAGUUUGAGCCGGGUUGUAGUGAACAGGAGGAUUAGCCUUUUCAUGAUGUGGAUUUUUCUGUGUUGGUGUAACCCAAAUAUACUGUGGCUGCAGUCGUUAUGCCAAGUUGCUAGACAGCUGCUCAACAGCUCAGCGCUUUGUCUUUCAUUAUUAGCCUGGAAGCGUAUGAUUUGUUUGGUGUGUUAGGGUCUCAGGUUGUCGUCCGGAGAGUCGGGUUUGCUUAAAGCGAUGAUCAGCAUCUUGUGCCUUUGAAGGAGCCUUCUGCUUCAGUUGCUGCUCAUCUUUUACUUAAUCCAGUUUCUGGCAAUUAGAUCAUCCUAUCAAAAUCGCGAGCUGCAGUUGAAAUAGGUGGGUUCUGGUUCUGGAAAAGAAAAUCCUUCGAUCGCUCUUAGGUGUAAUGAACUGCAUACUUGGAA
Linum trigynum is the source of this 2080-nucleotide messenger RNA. NCBI's taxonomy places the organism in Eukaryota, Viridiplantae, Streptophyta, Magnoliopsida, Malpighiales, Linaceae. The record is from the annotation of a GenBank genome assembly.